Botrytis fragariae is the source of this 1239-nucleotide messenger RNA. RefSeq lists its product as uncharacterized. The transcript is spliced from 2 exons. Bases 1 to 1239 code for a protein of 412 amino acids. The record is from RefSeq and is a predicted model, not a curated record. NCBI's taxonomy places the organism in Eukaryota, Fungi, Ascomycota, Leotiomycetes, Helotiales, Sclerotiniaceae.
AUGGCGCAUAGCAUCGAUACCGACUAUUCACCUUCGUCCUUUUCACGGCUUCCAAAGAACCUUCGAUCUUCGAUAUGGGGGUUCGUACUUCCAGAUUCGAGAAUUGUAUUCUUAAAAAAGUAUGCUAUUUCUCGCUGUGAGCACGCCAUGGUCAGAGUACGCUCAGAUUUGGCUGUACCGGAUAGAUGCAAAGACGGUGCUCGCCCUGAUUCAUCCAAAAUUCUUUGCAACGGUAUGGAUGACAUACUACCGCAGGACGUCAAAGAUUUGGAAGAAGUUCGGGCACGCAUCAAGCAUGAUGGUCAAUAUUGUUUCUCAUCAAAUGCACAAAUUCCAAAUUUGUUGUUUAUUUGCAGGGAAUCAUACAGCUUCGCCAUCAUAAAAUACAAACGAGCGUUUCCGUCUGUUGGAGCUUUUGCUGAGACCUACUUCGAUUACAAAAGAGACAUAUUAUUACUCGUUGGGGAACAAGUAGUAUGUGUUUGCGGCUGGCAAUGUUGUGAACCUAUGACGGCAUAUGAGGCAAGUAAAAUUCGUCAUAUUGCUUUUCAAUAUGAACCAAUGUCAAAAGGGUCCGCAAUUUAUCAAAACGAUAAGAUAGCCAACACUUCCAAGCUUGCUAGACUAUUGUGUACGUUCUGCAAGGCCAAGAGUUUAACGAUUGUGAUUGAAAACUAUCGAAGUGACGAUCACGAGAAUGGCAUAGCCGAGAGUCAGAGAGACAGUGAGCUGGUAUUCUUCGAGCCAGUGGACAUCGGUGAAGCUCUGCGCAUGCUGCGUUCGCCUGUAACUAAACGUAGUGAUCUUUACGGAGUAUUGAUUCCUGAGCAUUCUUUACGAAAUAGAUUAGACUUCGAUAAGAAACUUCUCUACGAUCUUCAAUCAGAAGACGACGCAAAAGGCUUAAGGUGGAAAAUGCCGAGACUCAGAUGGAUAAAUCUAACGACUGCCACUUGGAUAUUUGGCUCUGCGAUUCUCGCGUUUGGCAUAAGUCUUCAUGUUCGUCGUGGAUGUAUCUGGAAUGGCAUCGAUUUUAUCCGAGUUGUGGAAUUCAUCAGUGGACCCAUCAGCGAGGCUAUUUCCCUGAUUAUCAAUAUGAUAGUAACGCUUCUCAACGAGAGCAUGGGUUAUGUUCAUAGCACAGCGCUCAGGGCUCAGGCAGUCUUUGCAACGGGAGGAACGACUCAGGUUCAACUCAAACCUCCACCUUUUUUCAAACUCGAAGAGUUCAAAGUCUAA